Molecule: messenger RNA, 5515 nt
Organism: Chironomus riparius
Lineage: Eukaryota; Metazoa; Arthropoda; Insecta; Diptera; Chironomidae
Source: the annotation of a GenBank genome assembly
AUUUCAACCAAGCAGAACAUCAUUAAGUUCAUUCUGAAACAAUUUCAAUUGAUAUCCAACCGAUAUCAACAAUAUAAUCGUUUUUCAAACAGAAUAGGCUUUGAAAUAAUCAAGAAUCACCAGAAGUAAACAAUUUCUUACCAAAGAGAAAUAUCCCAACAAGAAAAAUCACCUCAAAAAGGAUAAUAAAUGAUCUCAAAAAGCAGAGCACCUCACUGAAUUAACCAAAAAAAAAGGAACCGAGGCAAGAGCAGUGAGCAAGUGCAUUGCAAAGUGAGAGAAUUUUCGUAGUCAAAAAGUUUGAUAAAAGGCAUCAAGUUGGGGAAUAAGGCAGGAAAAACCUCAGAGGCUGCAGCCGAAGCUGGUGACGCACCACCUAUGGAUAAUUCUGUAUCGCCAAUGCCAGAAGCACCAUUAGCUAUGAUGGAAGUUGAAAAGACACCAAGCUCAACACCAAUGCAUGAUUGUCCACCACCACCAGACAAACGUUAUGAUGAUGAUGAAAAGUCGACAUGGCAAUGUGGAUCAUGGUGCGAAUACAUUUUUGUUGUGGUGACGUCAAGCAUCCUUCUCUUAUCUGCAAUCGUGAUGACUGUAUUCUGGGUUAUUUUCUAUCGACAAGGAUAUAGUCUCGAGGAUCCAGGCAAAGAAUUUAACUUCCAUCCGACAUUGAUGAUUGCUGGAUAUAUCACAUUCGCUGGAUUUUCCGUUCUUCUUUAUCGCAUUUGCCGAUGCUGCUCAAACUUGAUUGUGAAACUUUGUCACACUUUCUUCCAUGCAUGUGCGAUUCCAUGCAUUGUUCUCGGCUUUCUCGCCGUUUUCGAUUCCAAGAAUCAAACAGCAACACCGCACUUUUACUCAUUACAUUCCUGGCUUGGUCUCAUCUGUAUGGGACUUUUUGCAUUCCAGUUUGUCAUUGGAUUCUUUAGCUUCCUCGUUUUGCUGUGCUGCGAAAAUGCCACAUACAAAUUCCGCUCGACAAUGGUUCCAAUUCAUGCAAGCGUGGGGGUUGCUACAUUCAUGCUUGCCAUUGGUGCUGCAAUUACAGGAUUCACUGAAAAAGCUUUGAACGAUAUUGGCCGAGACACAUACUCGACAAUGGUUGAAGAAGGCAUCAUAAUUAAUUCGAUUGCAAUUAUCUUAAUUGCUUUGGGCAUCUUGGUUCCAUUUGCCGUUCGUCGUACAAACUCUCCAGCCAGCUUUAAAGUUUACGUCACAGAAACCAUAUGAGGCCAGGUUAAAGUGCAAAUGGUGAAGGAGGUUACUGAAAUUACGGUAACAGAGCCCGAAGAACCUGCACCAGAUGCUGAAAAGUAUUAAGCAAAAAAAAUUUAAAAAAUUUGUCGAUGAUAAAAGAAAGAAAGAAAAAAAAAUUAAAAAAGUAUUUUAAAAAGUAAGUAGAUGUGUCAAGCAUAAUAGUAAAAGGAUUGAUAGGAAUCACUGUUUUGCAUAACAAUAUUUUUUAUUAAUUAAAGUUAAUUUAAAGAAUAAUUAUUUUGUUCAAAUGGACUAAAACAAGGAUAUAUGCAUAAUAAUGAUAAAUUUUAUUUCUCAAUGAAGAACUGAAUAAGCUCAACAAAGUAUAAAAUGAAUGCCGUUAAAUGUUCGUCAGGUGGUUCGGGUUGUUGCUUAGCAGUCGAAUGAGAUGUGAAUUUGGCAACGAAACGUGACAUGUUUAUUAAUAGCUGAUGAGAUAUGAAAUCGAUGAUUGAGGAUGUAAAGUACUCGAUUGGAUUUAUUAAAAAUUGAUGGAAUCAUGUCGUGGGUUGAAAUUUGAGCUUUUUAAGAGAAUGUUGAGGAAUUUUAAGGUUAAUGACCUGAAUAUUUGAUGUAUUGACAGAUGUUUGACUUUGCUCAUAGAUUGAACUUAAUCUUUGUUUGUUUAGGAUGAACAGAGGAUUUAUUUGAGUGAUUUGAGCUUGAUACUCUAUGGAAAUUGGACUUUGUUCGUUUUAAGAGUUCAAGAUUCUUCUGGAUCUGAUACUUUACUAAGUUUAGAUUGUUUAACAUAGAAAGAUCAAUGUUACGAUAAGCAUACAGCUUAGUUUACUGGAAAAUUUCAAGAAAAAUAACAAUUUCAAUUAGAAAUGUUUGUAAACAAAGAUUUGGAAGCUCAAAAUCAGUUUUGAACAUAAAAAGUCAAUUUUGAACUUGAAUACUUUACUUUGAACUUAAAAAAGUUCUUUUGAACUUGAAAAGCUCUAUUAGUAAAUAAAUCCUCGAAAAGCUCAAAUUAACUUGAAAAGAUCUCGAUUAAAAUUGGACAAAAAGCAACAACAAUUGCCGGCGAGGAGUUUAACGGCUGUAAAAGUAGAAAACAUGAAAAAAUUUCUAAAAACAAAAAACAAAAAAAAAAUUAUUCAUAAACAUCGCCAAAUCUACGUUUAAUGAUUCAUUAAUAUAGAGAAAAAUUCAUAAAAUUAAAUGAUAUAAAAGAAUUAAACAUUAAAAAUUUACAUAAAUGGUCAUUAAGCAUUAAAAAUACAUAAUAAUUAGAUAAUUUUAAAAUUUUACGAUGCUAUAAAAAUUAUUAAAAAAUUCAUUUUUAAAUUCAAGCUGAGUGAAGUGUUGAUUUAUUAAUUAUAAUAAAGAAUGUGAAAGAGGUAAAAGCAAAAAGUUUUUGAUGUAAAUUCUUUUAAUUAUUCUUGAUUGACGCUUUUCGCAACAGAAGAAGAUGUGGAGGUGAAUUCUAGCGUAAAAAAGAGUUUCUUCAUUAUAUUAUGCGCGUAUAUAAAACAUUUUAUAAUAACAUAAUAUCAAAAUUGAGCUAUUAUGCUGCGAGAAUUUUGUUAAAGAUUGUACCAAUUUUGCAAAUUUUUAUACCUAUUUAAAUAGAAUCAAAAAAAAAAGGGGAAAAAGAUCAAAUAUAUUUCUUAUUAUCUUUUACUAAGUAACGUAUUUCAGACACUCGUUUUGUUAAGUUUGUUAUUAAAAAAAGAUUUCAUAAAAUUAUAUACAAAAAUAAUAAAUGAAUUAAAGUCAUGUCUCCGUUAGUGGAAAUGUCUAAAGUUUGAGAACUUUUCUGAUUUUUAUUUUUUGAUAAAAUGUUGAACUUUUUUAAAUUUUUAACGUACUUUUAAAUUUUGAAAGUCUAAUAAGCUUCGAAUAGGGGAAAAACAACCUGAGGAGCUUUUUUAAGGAUAGAGGGGAGGAAGAGUAGUUUGACUUAAUAAUUACACCAAUAAGAAUGAUUGUCCAAGCUUCAGGUUGUUUUUCCCCUAGUCACUAUAACACAAAACCAUACAACAGCUUUAAACAUUUGUAAGGUUUUAGAACACAAGCUCAAGAAGUAAUAAAAAAAAGCUCGAAUUGGAAAAAUGUCAGAUAAAAUUAAUGAAUUUUGAGUUCAAAUGUGACACCGACCAAUUGAAACGAUAACUGAUACCUAAAAAUAGCAGAAUGUAGAUAGAUAGAAUAACAUAGCGAACUCACCAGGAAAUAAGAUCAAAUAAAUUGUCAUUUGAAUAGCAAUAAUUCUUGCUCAUCAACAUCACUAGUUAAAUUUGCCAAUACCAAUCCAUUAAACCUUACAUGUGCAACAAUUAGGCUUUGAAUUUAUUAAUCUCAAAAAUACGUAUGAGCUGCAAUAAUUCCUUUUGAUAUUUUUUUAAAUCUAAAAUUAAAUGAAAUUUCAGGUUGACUGUAAACGCAAAGAAUGCCAAUUUUUGUAUCUAAUUCUAAUUAAUCCUUUAACUAUCCCCAAUUUAGGAGAGAUUUAAUGAGUUUUCAAAUGAAGAUAGAAUACACGAUGGAAGGCGUAGACACAAACAAGUUUAUUCAUGAUAUAAAAAGGACAUACAUUUAAAAUUAAAAAUAGAAAUUCAUGCGAAGUUUUAAAGUAGUGAAGAUAAAAAAAAAAGUAGAUUAAAAAUGUUCAACUAAGAAAAUAUGGUAAAAAAAUAUAUUAAUACACACAUUUUAAUAAAAAAAAUCCAUUUAUCAUUCCACUAACGAUUUCGAAGUACCAAUUUAUUAAAAAAUGAUGAAAAAAAAACAAAUGAAACAUGUUUAAAACAAAUUUUUUAAAGUAUUGCUACAAGCAGAACAUUACCACCGGGAUUAACGAUGAAACUUUUUUGAUACAAAAUGAAAUGGAAAUUUUUUUUGGCUUAUUUUACCGGGAAAGAACCAUCCUGUUUUCGGAUUUUUACAAUUUUUUAAUAUAAAUAAAGAAAUAACAACAAUCGUUUACAAUAUAAUAAACAUAACAACAUAUAGGAAUGUAUCUUUUGAUGUUGAUUUAUGCAUUUACAUGUUUUCGGGGGUUGCAUGAUGUGUACAUCCAGUCACUCAAUCAGAAUGGAAAUGUUCAUUUGUUUUUUGUUUAUGGAUGUUGAGAUGAGUUAUUCAAUAUUUGAUCAAGUUGUUGGAUGUUUGUAAAGCUAUUCAAAUUGUUUUAUUGGCAAACAACCAAUAAUGGAUGAAUAUUGAAUUUGUUAUAAAAGAUUUAACGGAUUUCAAGAAUUCAAAUUUUAACAGCUUUUAAAAACUUCAAAAUUUCUGAUUUCGAAUUUUUGACGAAGAAAUUCAACGGAUCAUUUAAAAUCCAAAAAACCGUUCAAACAUUAUUCUUGCUUUUCUUCGAUAAUUGUGAUUCAUUAAGCUCCUAAACAUGUCAGUCAUACUUCAUGCUUGAAAUUCACAAUGAAGGAAUAUCAAACAAAAUCGAAAUUUUACUCUAAAGUAUGUCUCAGCAUCUUAAUAAAUGCAAAAACAUGUAAAUAACGUCAGUUGACCCUGUUUCAUGGAUGCAUAAAUAACCAUUGAUAUCUUGUCUUGAAUAAUAAGGUUGAUGUGAAAAAAUGUGACAAAAAAAAUUCAUAAAUACAUAACAUAAGAAAAAUAUUAUGUGUUCAAAUUGAAAGAAAAGUUUAAAAGUUGGAAUAAAAAAAAAAAAAAAUAAUAACUCAAAAAAUACUGUAAAAAUGUUCGAUUGAUAUGUUUGUUAUUAUGAUAUGAAGUUCACUCAAUGUUUUAUUCUGAAAUAAAAAAGGAAAAAUUGUGCAAUCGAUCAUUCAAUCUUUAAGAAGGAAAAAUGAGCAUAAACAGAAACACAAGAUUUACAAAAUUCACAACGAGACGAAAAAUUUCUCUUAAAAAUGAUGAAAAGAAAUCAUAUAGCUUUAGUGUGUACUCUAAAACUUUUUAAUAAACAGCAAUGGAAAUAAAAGAAAUUUUCAUAAACAUUCAACAUAUAAAAUUCAAUUACAUAGCAUGAAAAAUCAAAAAAAAAAAGAUCAAUUUUUACGUCCGCUCAUCUUAGUAAAAAAAAAACAUGAUAAUCAAUUUCCGGAGAUGAUGAAAAGAGAUACAAUUAUUAUAGUAUUUGUUUUUAGCAAUAGCGUAUGAAGACGUUUGUUUUUUAAAAAUCGACAUAAAUUAAGUAUAUACAAAUUUUUAUGAGUUUUAGACAUGAACUUUUGUAAGACGAUUGACCACAAGAAAUUUUUUUCUAUAUAACAUUAAUUCAUGUUAUUAUUAUUAUCAUUAUAACAGCAGAAGAAGCCACACACAU